Messenger RNA from Coffea eugenioides, 1465 nucleotides. RefSeq names its product arginyl-tRNA--protein transferase 1-like. Gene Ontology annotation, cellular component: cytoplasm. The transcript is spliced from 3 exons. Gene Ontology annotation, molecular function: arginyl-tRNA--protein transferase activity. Gene Ontology annotation, biological process: protein arginylation. The record is from RefSeq and is a predicted model, not a curated record. The annotation marks the transcript as partial. Lineage: Eukaryota; Viridiplantae; Streptophyta; Magnoliopsida; Gentianales; Rubiaceae.
CUACCUGCAGAAAGUGGUAGGAAACAUAGCUGCUUGAAUAAAAUCUUUGUAACUUCUCAAGGCAAAAGAAGGCAGCUUGAGAUUCGUUUGAGAAGGUCCAGUUAUGAUCCUGAAGAAUAUUCCUUGUACAGGAAGUACCAACUUAGAGUGCAUAAUGAUACUCCCGAUCAGGUCUCUGAAUUCUCAUACAGGAGAUUUCUGGUUGAUACUCCCUUAAUAUUUGUUCCUCCUACUGGAGAUGGUACAGUUCCCCCUUGUGGCUUUGGUUCUUUCCAUCAGCAGUACCUGAUCGACGGGCAGCUAGUUGCAGUUGGUGUAAUAGAUAUUCUUCCUAAAUGUUUGUCUAGUAAAUAUUUAUUCUGGGACCCAGACCUUGCCUUCUUAUCACUAGGUAAGUAUUCAGCCCUGGAAGAAAUAAGAUGGGUGAAAGAGAAUCAAGUACAUUGUCCCAGUCUACAAUACUAUUAUCUUGGUUAUUACAUUCACUCAUGCAACAAGAUGAGAUACAAAGCAGCUUAUCGACCCUCUGAACUCCUUUGCCCUCUUCGCUAUCAGUGGAUUCCAUUUGAUGUUGCGAAGCCCCUGCUUGACAGGAAAAGAUAUGUUGUUUUAUCUGAUUUUGCCUCAUUAACAAAGGGGGAGCCGUUGCCGCCUACCACUCUUCAAAACCAUAUGGAAGAUCUCCAUGGUGAUCUCUUCAGUGAAUGCAAAGAUGAUGUAUUUAUUCAUGAGGACGUGGAAAUGAUUGAACUUGAUUCUGAAGAUUCUGAUGUUGACUCAGAGCCAGAAACUAGUUCUUCACCACCUGCAGCAGCUGAAGAUGGAGAUGUUGGUAAUAUCUUGAUUGGUAUGAAGUCAUUGCGGUUACGAUUUAAGGACCUGUGUCAAGCUUUUGGUUCCAGCGAAAGGAGGUACAUGGAAACCCAAUUGCAGAGAUACAUGAGAGCUGUUGGUGCCGAACUCUCUGAGCGCAUUGUGUAUCAGCCUGAUCUGCCAUUGACAAGAAUGCAAGAAAUAGACGAGUGAUUGAAAGGAAAAUCGGGACAGAUUGAAAUGAAACUUGCUGUCUGCGUGGAAUUUUAGAGUAACCGAUUGCUGAUCAGGUUGUGGAGUCUUGAAACAAAAGAAGAAAAAUUGGUGCUUAUUGAUUUUGGGUGAACUGAUUUUGAGUGGUUCACUUAGCAAGUUGUUCACCUUAAGUCUCAAAUUGCCUGUAAUCUGCUUCAAAGAUGUAAUCUUGACCGACCUUCAUGUUUUAAGUUAAAUGUAUGUCUUAAUUGCAAGACAAUGACCGAACACUUGCAAAUUCGAGACUAGCUAUAGAUGAUCAUUUUCAGUUUCAAACAGGGAUGAUACUAUUUGUGUUCUACUUUUCAUGAGGUCAUGCAUGACUUUCUUUUCUACAGUUUCUUUUGUAGGUGUUCUAGAAUAUUUAUGAAAGAGGAAAGACGAAGGAUUAUUGAUC